This is a messenger RNA of Austrofundulus limnaeus, 1357 nucleotides long. It is a transcript of the gene cfap97, whose product is annotated as cilia and flagella associated protein 97. The record is from RefSeq and is a predicted model, not a curated record. NCBI's taxonomy places the organism in Eukaryota, Metazoa, Chordata, Actinopteri, Cyprinodontiformes, Rivulidae. Gene Ontology annotation, biological process: spermatogenesis.
UGAACUUGAAGGUGAAGUGGAUCACGCCUUUUUUGACAGUGAGUGUGAAGAUGGGGGAGUAAAGAAAGGAGGUUUGAAGGCAGAAAAGCUGAGCUUCAAGGCACACAAGCAGUUAUCUGCAAAACAUAUCAAAGAUGAAGGUAUUGAUCUAUCCCCAAGGACUGAACGGAUGAGGAGACACUUGAAACAAGCUGAGAACAAGGCCAGAGCGUCAGAUGCCUCGUUUGUGUCCUGUAAAUCAGAUAAAGCCAUAAGUAAUAGUAGUGAUAGUGAGGAUGAUUCAAAUGGGCGCUCUAAAAGGCCCAGUGGAACAUUUUUGGCUUUGGUGGUAGAUGCAUUAGAGACAGAUUGUAAUAACACUGAAAACACCAAUAAAACAGGAGAAAACGCCUUAGCAGCCAGCCCAAACAGGAGGAGUGAGAAAUCAUCUUCUGGAAAACGAUUACAAAGUCAGCACCCCCAAAACCCAUCUCCUGCUUUAACUGAUGCCAGUGCAGAUGCAGAUUCUGAGAGCUCCUGUAGGAGUCAGAGGUCUAUUUUAGGGUCCCCCAGCUUGCCCAAAACCACCAAGUSUUCUUUACGUCAUGGAGUAAGAAGGACCAGAGUGGGCUCUGCGGGAUCUCGAGAUUCACCUGCCUUAAGUACAGAUGAGUCAGACGGCACYGUAACAGAUGUGAGCCCUCUGUCCUCAGCUGAUUCCAGCCCACCCCGAUCAUUACAUCUGAACCACGCUGAAGUGGGAAAGGGAAGUGAUGAAGAGCAGCAGGAGAGUGUGCCCUCCAGUGGGCUCAGCAACAUACGUCAAGAGGAGGGUUCAUUUCAGGAAACAGAAGAAGGCACCUUCAGUUUAGAAAGUCAACUUGAGCACAAACUGGUUCUCCACUCUCCUGGAGGGAGAAACAGGAAGAAUGACUCGUUUUCUAAUGAUGAUUUCCUUUGCGUAGAUCGAGAAAAUGAGCGAUCUCUUGAGGAGCUGUCACGCCUUUCUUCAGCACCCAGCUCGAGGAAAGCCACUGUGAAGAAAACCUAUGUAGUCUCACCUGUGGUUAAGAUGGCUCACAGUGCACUUAACAGGAAGAGGGAGCAGCAACGCAUUGAGCGGGAGAACCUGGCAAUGAAGAAAAGACUGGAUUCAGUCACGCCCACACAUGGCAUGAGUCGUGUAAAGCAGCUGGCUGACUAUCAGCGCCUCACUGACUAUAAUAUAAAAGCUUUAUCACGUUUCUUUAUUACACACAGUGAGAAAAAAGAGAGGUAGCAGGAGGACGUCUUCAGCACUCACAGGUCCCAGACCAGUCAGUUCCAGAGCAACUUACACCAACACUGACUCCAGCAGCACCCCUAUACCCAGGUCCAA